Aspergillus pseudotamarii is the source of this 579-nucleotide messenger RNA. RefSeq lists its product as uncharacterized. NCBI's taxonomy places the organism in Eukaryota, Fungi, Ascomycota, Eurotiomycetes, Eurotiales, Aspergillaceae. Bases 1 to 579 code for a protein of 192 amino acids. The transcript has 4 exons. The record is from RefSeq and is a predicted model, not a curated record.
AUGGGUAGCGCUGGCUAUCCCGGAGGCACCGCAGGGUUUACAUCAGCUUUCAAUGCCACAAAUUACAUCCCCAAACCUGUCACUUCUGGCCUACCGCCAAUGAAACGCUUGAUAUUCGUAUGCUUCGACAGUCAAGUAGCCGCUCAUAGCCCGCAAGAGCAUGGACUGAUUAUAUCCAGGCUACAAAGUCCAGACCAAUCCCAAGAAGCUUUUCAAAGUUGGAAGAGUUUUGCUGCCAUUUGGCACGAGGGUAUGGGGAAUGCCGCGCCUCUGAGAGGAGGCACCAAAAGCCUUACAAGUGAUCAUGAAUUGAUGAUUGUGGGAAAGUUCAGCACCAAGAGCUACACUGCCAUCCGCCGCAUGGUGGUCUUCAAUGAAAUGGAUCAGUGUGCAUGGUGCUUCCCGGUGCACACCUACGGCCGCCUGGGAGUCGCCAAAGCGAGUGUGAGUCCCUCGAAGCAUGCAGCCGUCUAUACGAAAGACCAACAACCCAGGUACGGUCCCAACGAGCCAAAAAUGGCAAAGGAGGCCAUUGAGGUGACCCCUAAGCCGUAUCAGAGACUACACGCCAUGUCUUGA